GUCACGUGUCCCCCGGGGACGGGCAGGAAGAGGCGCAGUUGGCUCCCGGGUCCGCUUGCGCCACCGGGAGGGCUCCGGCGGCCCGCCCGCCUUGCUUUCAGCGGCCGGUCCAGGCGGGGGAGCUCUAGCACAGGGCGGCCUUCUGCCUCGCCGUGGAGACUCUAUGGUCGCUGAGGGAAGCCGUGCUGGCCUAUCGCGCGCGGAGGCGCGGGAGUAGGGCGGGUUGGCGCUUGCGCAGUAGGGCGCGGUGGCGGUGGCCGGGAGCACGGUGAGGCAGGAGUGCGACCAGCGCGAGAGCCCGGGCCGCGAGCGCACAGCGGGACCCCUCGGCCGUUGCCAGAAUGCCAGGACUAAGCUGUAGAUUCUACCAGCAUAAAUUUCCAGAGGUGGAAGAUGUAGUGAUGGUCAAUGUUCGGUCCAUUGCUGAAAUGGGAGCCUACGUCAGCCUGCUGGAGUACAACAACAUUGAGGGCAUGAUCCUUCUCAGUGAGCUUUCCAGAAGACGUAUUCGUUCCAUAAACAAACUCAUCCGCAUCGGGCGGAAUGAAUGCGUUGUGGUCAUAAGAGUUGACAAAGAAAAAGGUUAUAUCGACUUGUCAAAAAGAAGAGUUUCUCCAGAGGAGGCAAUCAAAUGUGAAGACAAAUUCACAAAAUCAAAGACUGUUUAUAGCAUCCUUCGCCAUGUUGCUGAAGUCUUGGAGUACACUAAGGAUGAGCAGCUUGAGAGCCUGUUCCAGAGAACUGCCUGGGUAUUUGAUGACAAGUACAAAAGACCAGGAUAUGGUGCUUAUGACGCAUUCAAGCACGCAGUCUCAGACCCUGCAAUCCUGGAUAGCCUAGAUCUGACAGAGGAAGAGAGACGUGUAUUGAUUGACAAUAUUAACAGACGUCUGACACCGCAAGCAGUCAAAAUCCGAGCUGAUAUUGAGGUGGCCUGUUAUGGUUAUGAAGGCAUAGAUGCAGUAAAAGAAGCUUUGAGAGCAGGAUUGAACUGUUCCACAGAGAAUAUGCCCAUUAAAAUUAAUCUGAUAGCCCCUCCUCGUUAUGUGAUGACUACUACAACACUGGAGAGAACUGAAGGACUCUCUGUUCUGAAUCAAGCCAUGGCUGUAAUUAAAGAAAAAAUUGAGGAGAAGAGAGGAGUCUUUAAUGUGCAGAUGGAGCCCAAGGUGGUUACUGACACAGAUGAGACUGAGCUUGCAAGGCAGUUGGAAAGACUGGAGAGGGAAAAUGCUGAAGUGGAUGGGGAUGAUGAUGCUGAGGAAAUGGAAGCCAAAACUGAAGACUAAAUGUUCUGGAGUAUUUAGAAGAGAGACCAUAUGACAAAUUAGAGACCCUAUUGCAAACACUCUGGACUAAAUGUUUCCAGUAUUGAAAACUUCAAAUGCGAAUACUUGAAGUGUUUUCUGUUUUAAAAAGACCAAAAUGUAAAAGGCUCUUCUAGCUAAUAUGUGAUACAGCACCUUACAGAAAUUGAAUCCUUUGAACGGAAGGUGCCUAGUCAAAUUGAAGACACAGAUCUGGCCAGAAGGAGGUUGUCACCCCAUGCUGAACAUUUUCAUACAUCACAGUUCCUAAUUGGUGACUACAGCUCAGUGCAUUUGUUAAUGAUCUUUCCUGGGAGCACCAAAACCAAGUGAGCUGAACAGUUCUAUACAGAAUGUAUUUGAGCAAAUAUUCAAUAAAUUUGGGCUAUGUAACUCCAAGAAUUUUUUUUCCCCUCCUUUGUCACAUGGCCUAGAGUGGUAUGAAUGUAAAACCUGGAAGGGUAUGACCAGCAGGUGAUUCCCCUUUAACAGUGAAAGGGCUUUCUUUUGUUUGCUUUAAAUCAAGCCAAGAAGGAGUGGAACAAAAUGUUUUUCUUGCAAGUUUGUUGAUGCAGACUUGUUUAAAAGAGCGUUUCCUUUCUUUAUCAUCUGCAGUUAAGGACUGAGAACUUGAAAACUUUAAAAAUAACUUGUUAUCAUUCCAAUAAACAUAGCUGAUAACUGAAAAA
Messenger RNA from Strigops habroptila (Kakapo), 1996 nucleotides. RefSeq names its product eukaryotic translation initiation factor 2 subunit alpha (gene EIF2S1). Gene Ontology annotation, molecular function: ribosome binding; translation initiation factor activity; RNA binding. Gene Ontology annotation, cellular component: eukaryotic translation initiation factor 2B complex; multi-eIF complex; eukaryotic 48S preinitiation complex. The coding region runs from base 342 to 1289 and encodes 315 amino acids. The record is from RefSeq and is a predicted model, not a curated record. The transcript has 8 exons. NCBI's taxonomy places the organism in Eukaryota, Metazoa, Chordata, Aves, Psittaciformes, Psittacidae.